Messenger RNA from Gossypium raimondii (Peruvian cotton), 1149 nucleotides. RefSeq lists its product as uncharacterized. Lineage: Eukaryota; Viridiplantae; Streptophyta; Magnoliopsida; Malvales; Malvaceae. The transcript has 2 exons. The record is from RefSeq and is a predicted model, not a curated record. Bases 1 to 1149 code for a protein of 382 amino acids.
AUGAAAGUAUUAAAUGAAACUUACGUCGCUAAUGACAUCUCUAUGAACAAGUUAGACCGUCUGGUUGGUAACAUAAGUGCUGAUAACUUUAUUUUCUUUAAUGAUGAUAAAAUACCGCCGGGAGGCAUGGGAUCGACCAAAGCUCUGCACAUUACAACCCGCUGCAAGGGGUAUACGUUGCCAGGGGUACUAACUGAUAAUGGAUCAACCCUAAAGGUCUUACCCUUAUCUACCCUGAAUAGGUUGCCCAUGGACAGCUCGCACAUGAAAACAUGCCAGAACAUAGCGAGGGCGUUCGAUGGUACUGAAAGAAGAGUAAUGGGAAAGAUUGAAAUACCCCUCCUAAUCGGCCCAAGCACGUAUGAGGUAGAUUUCUUGGUAAUGGACAUCAAGCCUUCUUACAAUUGUUUGUUAGGAAGACCUUGGAUUCAUUCAGCAGGAGCAGUACCUUCAUCGUUACACCAAAAGUUGAAGCUGCUAACAGAGGGUCGACUGGUGACAAUCAAUGCAGAGGAGGACAUCAUUGUGGCUGUAACUAGUGACGCACCUUAUAUAGGGACAGAAGAAGAAGUAAUUGAAUGUUCAUUCCGAUCUUUGGAAUUUGUAAACGCAACCUUCAUUGUUGAAGGGAAUAAGAUCCCCACACCCAGAAUAUCUAAAACAACGAGGAUGAGCUUACAAAUGAUGGCUGGAAGAGGGGCUCCACCUGGAAAAGGAUUUGGGAAAUUCCUCCAAGGGAGAAUGGAGGUACCCAUAUUGGUGGACAAACGAGACUGCUUUGGCUUGGGAUAUAGGCCAGAUGCAAGGCAAAAGAGGAAAGAGGUGGUCAAGUAUUCGGAAUGGGUAGCCAACAUAAUCCCUGUACCUAAGAAAGAUGGGAAAGUGCGAAUGUGUGUGGAAUACAGAGAUCUGAACAAAGUCAGUCCCAAAGAUAAUUUCUCGUUACCCCAUAUUGAUACCUUAGUAGACAACACUGUCGGUUACUCGCUGUUCUCCUUCAUGGAUGGUUUCUCCGGGUAUAACCAAAUUAGAAUGCAUCCUGAAGACAUAGAGAAGACUACCUUCAUAAUUAUGUGGGGAAUAUUCUGCUACAAAGUGAUGUCGUUUGGACUAAAAAUACGGAAGCAACGUAUCAGAGAGCCAUGGUAA